This is a messenger RNA of Tinamus guttatus (white-throated tinamou), 1167 nucleotides long. Lineage: Eukaryota; Metazoa; Chordata; Aves; Tinamiformes; Tinamidae. The record is from RefSeq and is a predicted model, not a curated record.
AUGAGCUGCCCUGAGUCGCAGAAGGCAGUAAGUGGGAAGAGUGCCGGUUCCCCACAAAAACGAGUUAUCUUCAAGAAAAGCACCCGUGAUAAAGCUCUGACCAUCUACCUGGGAAAGCGAGACUUCAUUGACAACAUCAAGAGCGUGGAGGCUGUUGAUGGUGUUGUACUGGUGGAUCCUGCACUCAUCAAGGGGAAAAAAGUGUACGUGACGCUGACCUGCGCUUUCCGCUACGGCCAGGAAGACAUCGAUGUGAUGGGCCUCACCUUCCGCAGGGACCUCUUCUUCUCCAGGCUCCAGGUGUUCCCGCCCGCUGACCAGCCGGACACGCUCUCCCACUUGCAGGAAUCUCUGUUAAAGAAGCUGGGCAAAAACGCUUACCCCUUUCUUUUUACAUUUCCAGAUUACCUGCCUUGUUCAGUCUGCUUGCAGCCUGCACCUCGAGAUGUUGAUAAGGUCUGUGGGGUAGACUUCGAGGUGAAGGCUUUCUCAACAGAGAACGUGGAAGAGAGGAUUCACAAGAGGAACUCGGCACGCCUGUUGAUCCGUAAGGUGCAGUUUGCUCCGGAGGAGCUGGGACCCCAGCCGUGUGCGGAGACCACCUGGCAGUUCUUCAUGUCCAACAAGCCGCUGCACCUGAGGGCGUCUCUCAGUAAAGAGGUGUACUACCAUGGCGAGCCCAUUCCAGUCACCAUCACUGUCACCAACAGCACAGAGAAAACAGUCAAGAAGAUCAAAGUGACCGUGGAGCAGGUUGCCAACGUUGUUUUGUACUCAAGUGACUACUAUACCAAAGUGGUAGCUGCAGAGGAAGCUCAGGAGAAGGUGCAGCCAAACAGCAGCCUCACCAAGACACUGACACUUCUGCCCUUGCUAGCAAAUAACCGGGAGACUCGGGAAAUAGCCCUGGAUGGAAAGUUAAAGGAUGAAGACACCAACCUGGCUUCUAGUACCAUAAUUAAGGAUGGAAUAGACAAGACGGUGAUGGGGAUUCUGGUUUCCUACAAGGUCCGAGUGAAACUCACCGUCUCCGGCAUGCUGGGAGACUUCACCUCCAGUGAAGUGGGCACAGAGCUGCCCUUUCGUCUCAUGCACCCCAGACCUGAGGACAAGAACCCAGCAGUGAUGCAGAGCUGGUAUUUGAGGAGUUUGCUCGUCAGCAGCUAA